Messenger RNA from Marchantia polymorpha subsp. ruderalis, 1207 nucleotides. NCBI's taxonomy places the organism in Eukaryota, Viridiplantae, Streptophyta, Marchantiopsida, Marchantiales, Marchantiaceae. The record is from the annotation of a GenBank genome assembly.
GUUGUCCAUACUGCCUGGCUCCCUUGUUCCCUGGUUGUCGAUAUUGGAAGCGGCCGUGUUGCAAUUCGAGAGCGUCGAGUGUAUAGUGUCUCCGAUGUUACAGUGACUGUGUGGCAGACGUCGCGAACAUACGCCCAGGUAUGAUACAUACAUCUAUCUCACAAUCACAAUCGAUGGGGUCCUCCCUCCCAUCGAGCAUUUUGCUGUUUUGCUUUCUACCUCGGAUCAAUCGCUCACAUCCCGACUCGGAUCCGAUCCUUCAUCACACCGUCACUGCAGUUCUUUCGAGUCUUGAAGAGUAAGAGCGGGAGGGCACACAUCGAAAGCCUUUCCAUUGAGCAGCGGCGACGAUGAAGGCAGAAAGCUCUGCCACCAAUGAGGCACAGUUAUCUGCUGAUAUCCAGAAAUUGGAGGUCGCCUGUGCAGAGCUGGCCAGUUUACCGUCUGGUCGGACUGUAUACCUAAAGAAGGGCAACUUGUUUUUCCGUAGCGACCCCAAGCUCGUCACCAGCCAGCAACAGAGGGAAUUGAAGAAGGUCAAAAUUCGCACCGGCAAGAAUCUCAAAGAUGCCUUGUAAAUUACGGAUGAAAAUCACGGAAGGUCUUUCGCAAUGUCGUAGAUUUCAGUUUGGUGUCGAAGAUGCUCCACCAGAUUGUAAGCUGCCAGGGCAAAGUCAGAACAUUCUCAUUUCUCCUCGUAACAGUGGAGCUAUGGGGUUUUGUGAAACACAACCGCUGCCAAUGGUAGCUAAGGCCAUCCGUCGCCGUGAUGGUGCCUUCGAGUUUCGGCAGCGUCCUCCCCUCUCGUUGCCCAAAUUAUCGCCUCGAUCCUCAGAUUCAGAAUCACCAGACCAAAUUGCCGAUUUUAUAAUUUCUGGAACCCCUCAAUGAAUCUGAACGACAUGAUGCGAUGCUCCAGUAUGCACCGAUGGGGAAGUUGCAUCCAAGAGCACAAGAGGUUUUGGGUGAAGGAGCUCUUCUUUCUCAGUAACUCGAGGGCACGUAACUCUAAGGCAUGGGCACAAGUCCUUGUGAAGUGAGGACACCUUUCUUUGCAUGCCGACGAGCCUCUUGUACAUUGAUCGUCUGAACCUUUCCUUGUUAUUUUAACCUUGUGUUUCCUCUCCUUCAGUACAUGAGAAAGAAUCUGUCAUUGAAGUGAAUGCGCUGAGACCAAUGUCUGAACUUGACUAAAUUAACUUUCAUG